Kogia breviceps (pygmy sperm whale) is the source of this 1470-nucleotide messenger RNA. The record is from RefSeq and is a predicted model, not a curated record. Lineage: Eukaryota; Metazoa; Chordata; Mammalia; Artiodactyla; Physeteridae.
UUUGUGGUUUUGUCCCAGUUCCCCUGGGAGCUCAUACAGAGCAGGGCCCACGAUGGCCUGAGGGACGCAUCGAGGUUGCCACCUGAUUUCGGCUCAGCCCGUGGAGAGUCUUAGCAAGCAGCCACGAGGGCUAGAUCCCAGGGAUGAGAGCGUCCAGGGGAGAUGUGAGCCCGGCGGGGCUCCCGCCCACCUGUCGCUGAAGCGCGCCCCCCGCCCUGGGCCCAGCAUGCGCCUGUCGGCGCGGAGGGCACUGCUGGCAGCCGGCCUCGCCCUGGCCUUGCUGCUGGCAGUCCAGAUGGGGCAGCAGGUGCUGGAGUGCCGGGCGGCGCUGGGGGGCCCCCGGGGCCCCCGGCGUACCAUGCGGCCGGAGCAGGAGGACCUGGUGAUGGUGAGCACGGACCACGUGGAGUACCGCUAUGGCAAGGCCAUGCCGCUCAUCUUCGUGGGGGGCGUGCCCCGGAGUGGCACCACGCUCAUGCGUGCGAUGCUGGACGCCCACCCCGAGGUGCGCUGCGGGGAGGAGACCCGCAUCAUCCCCCGCGUGCUGGCCAUGCGCCAGGCCUGGUCCAAGUCGGGCCGGGAGAAGCUGCGGCUGGACGAGGCGGGUGUGACAGACGAGGUGCUGGACGCCGCCAUGCAGGCCUUCAUCCUGGAGGUGAUCGCCAAGCACGGAGAGCCGGCCCGCAUCCUCUGCAACAAAGACCCCUUCACGCUCAAGUCCUCUGUCUACCUGUCGCGCCUGUUCCCCAACUCCAAGUUCCUGUUGAUGGUGCGGGACGGCCGGGCCUCCGUGCACUCCAUGAUCACCCGCAAGGUCACCAUUGCCGGCUUCGACCUCAGCAGCUACCGUGACUGCCUCGCCAAGUGGAACAAGGCCAUUGAGGUGAUGUAUGCCCAGUGCAUGGAGGUGGGCAAGGACAAGUGCCUGCCCGUGUACUACGAGCAGCUGGUGCUGCACCCCCGGCGCUCCCUCAAGCUCAUCCUCGACUUCCUCGGCAUCUCCUGGAGCGACGCCGUCCUGCACCAUGAGGACCUCAUCGGCAAGCCCGGCGGCGUCUCCCUGUCCAACCCGUCCUCUCUCCCCAGGAUCGAGCGAUCCACAGACCAGGUCAUCAAGCCCGUGAACCUGGAAGCUCUCUCCAAGUGGACUGGCCACAUCCCCGGGGAUGUGUUGAGGGACAUGGCCCAGAUUGCCCCCAUGCUGGCUCGGCUCGGCUAUGACCCCUAUGCAAACCCGCCCAACUACGGCAACCCCGAUCCCAUCGUCAUCAACAACACACACCGGGUCUUGAAAGGGGACUAUAGAACACCAGCCAAUCUGAAAGGCUAUCUUCAGGUGAACCAGAAUAGCACCUCUGCCCACCUCGGAAGCUCAUGAUUUCCAGAUCUUUGCAAAUGGCUUUGUUGCCAGAAGAGAAGAAACUUUGCAUUUGAGUGGAAAUCGGACCUCUAAUCCAAGCAUAUUGCUUG